This is a messenger RNA of Chironomus riparius, 585 nucleotides long. Lineage: Eukaryota; Metazoa; Arthropoda; Insecta; Diptera; Chironomidae. The record is from the annotation of a GenBank genome assembly.
AUGAAUAUAAAUGUGGAUUGGACCGUUGAAGAGAUUGAAGCAUGCUGCGACACGGUUAAUGGAUACUUUAGAUUCGUAUCAGCAAAACAAAAUCCGAAUCAAAAAGAGUUGUACGCUACCUCCUUGUAUAGAAAGUUGAUACAUCUGACAAGCCAUGAAAGUACAACUUUGAAAGAUUGGAAAAUUCAUGGAUACAAAGGUUUUGGCAGUGAAGUUUUAACCAUCUAUGUGGGCUGUCCAGAAAAAGUUCGUUCCACAUUAACUUUCAAUGCUAUCGAACAUGCUCCACAAAAAGAGCUACGAAUGAAGUGGAACAACCCAUGCACAGUUUGUUUUGCUUUUAAGCCAACACCCAAAAUUGUGGAAGUCAAUCAGCAACCAGCAGGCUCUCAGCAUCUUACUCCAAGCACUCGAGAAAACCACGAGAUUGAAUUUGUCUCUGAGUUACAAAUUGGUAACACUCCUACAGACCCAAUAGCUUAUAAUCAUCAAGCCUCCACAUCAGCUGAUCCUUCAUUUGGCGGUCCCUUUAAUACCAUGACAGACACUACAGGUAAAAAAGUUUUAUACUCGAAUAGAAAUUAG